GUUGAUUGCCUGCACGAGGACAGAGCCAAGCAGAACAAGAAGUCUGUGUAGUAGGGGAUACAACCUGAGCCGAGCGAGUGGGUCAGUCGCCAGUUGGUCCCUAACACUCUGUGUUCUGGCGUGUUCAUUCAAGGUAUAAUACAUCCAUGUCGAGUUUCAUCUCUUGCCACUUCCUGAGCCGGAACUUGGGGUGCUGGAGCCUUGUCGUGAUCCUUCUCUUCUCAGCGGCUCGUGUUGGACUGAGUGAAGAAGCCGAUAAUUCCCCUAAAGCAACGAGGAACCUAUUUGGGAUUUUUGCAACCAGACCUCCUCAGAUCGACUUCCCCUUCUGUAGACAUACAUGUAGUUGUGGUGAGCGUAAUGAUGGCAGCAGGAUUGUGGGUGGAAAGCCCACAGAGAUGAAUGAAUUCCCAUGGAUGGCCCGUCUGUCGUAUUUCAAUCGAUUCUACUGCGGUGGCAUGCUCAUCAAUGACAGAUACGUUCUUACAGCUGCACACUGCGUCAAAGGGUUCAUGUGGUUCAUGAUCAAGGUGACGUUCGGCGAACACGACCGAUGUAACGACACCCGGAAGCCGGAGAGCCGGUUCGUACUGCGUGCUAUAACCGGUGACUUCAGCUUCAUGAACUUCGACCAUGACAUCGCCCUACUGAGACUAAACGACAAGGUGCCUAUCAGUGACAAGAUCCGACCUAUCUGCCUGCCAAACAACACAGAUGCGCUUUAUGAGGGCGUGAAGGCGAUAGCAAGUGGCUGGGGCACGAUUAAAGAAGAAGGAAAACCUUCCUGUAUCCUGCAGCAAGUGGAGGUCCCCGUCAUGAGCAAUCAAGACUGUCGGAAGAACACCAAGUACAACGAGAAGAUGAUCUCCGACAACAUGCUCUGCGCGGGCUAUCCGGAAGGAAAGAAGGAUUCUUGUCAAGGUGACAGUGGAGGACCUUUGGCAACUGAACGCGAGGAUAAAAAAUUCGAACUCAUUGGUAUCGUGUCAUGGGGAAAUGGCUGCGCUAGGCCCGGGUAUCCUGGUGUCUACACCCGCGUGACACGGUACGUGGCAUGGAUAAAGGAGAAUUCCAGGGAUGGAUGUUACUGCCAACAAAACAAUUAUGAGAUUAUGGCGAUGACCUCUAUUGCUUCUAAAUGUAAGCUGAAGAGUGCAUUCAGCAAGCAGUCAGUCUGCUUCAGGAAGCAGGUCGAUCAUGAUGGUUACCAGCAAGACGAGCUUGGCGUUGGCUGUGGCUCUCUACUUGCUACAUUCUUCACAAGCUAUGGACUCCAACUAAAAUACCUUGGUGGACUGAGGGUGUUUGAUAACACGGCGCCAAGGAGAAUAUUUGGACCUAGGAUGAAAGAAUCAACAGGAAGACGAAGAAAAUUGUAUAAUGAGGAGAUUCAUAAUUGGUAUUCUUCGGUGAGCAUUAGGUUGAUAAAAUCAAGAAGGGGUGAGGGGAAAGGAUUGUUUUCCUUCUUCUUUGGAAAACCGAGAACGUGCAACUGCCUUUGCGGACGACCGAACCGUGUAACUGCUCGUCUGCAGGGUGGAGAUUUCUCCCAGACUCAUGAGUUUCCUUGGCUGGCGGCCAUUAUUCUCAACGGGACGGGUGUUUCCAGUGGGGCGCUCAUCAAUGAUCGAUAUAUCAUUACAGCUAAUGGACCACUGGCUGGGUUAACUCCAUAUCAGGUGAAAGUGACACUUGGUGCAUAUGACCGAUGUCGGGUGGACAUCUCUUCUGUCAAUGAUAGCGUAUCCAACAUCAUCGUUCUGCCCAACUACGAUGCGCGCAGAGGGGACCAUGAUAUAGCUCUUCUAGAGUUGACUAAUCCUGUUACCUUUAAUCAGAACAUCAAUCCAAUUUGUCUCCCGGAUGCUAAUGCGAAGUAUUUGGGCCAAGUAGCGACGGUUGUCAGUUGGGGUCAAAAUCCCAAUUCCACGUCAACUACAACUGAACCAACGGCAGCCAACACUUCUCGGGCCCCUACCACCACCACCACCACCACCACCCCGGGACGAAGACGUAGGAAUACAAACAGUGGUUAUGAAAAGUGGCUCCAAAAUGAAGACGAUGGUUUCUGGGAAAACUUAAAUUCCCGAAAACGAAGACAAGCAACUGUUCCCCCUGACGACGUCUGUCUUCCCAAGAAGCUAGGCCUUCCAGUAUUAGGAGAAGGUCGGUGUCCGGAUGCCAGCGUCAAUUCUCAACAAAUAUCAGGAGACACAGGCUGUGCUGGAAUUAGUGGAGCUCCAAAUCAACUUUGCUCUACUGACGUCGGAGCACCGGUCCAAUUCAGAGAUCAACGUGGAGUAUACCAACUAAUCGGCGUCCUUUCUGCUAACAACGAUUGUGUUAAUUCAACACUGCCAACUCUCUAUACUAGAAUCAACAGCUACGUGUCCUGGAUACACAACAACACUCCUAAUGCCUGUUAUUGUUCAUCAAUAUUAAAAUUCGGUUUCUAGACAGCGCCUAUGGUUCACUUCGUGAAACCUUGGUGAGGUGCUUGAAAGCGGCUGCAAUAAGGAACAGCAAAGUUUCUCAUGUAUGUCGAAUUAAGUCCAAGUUGCAUGACUUGGUUAAAUUAUUAAUUAGAAAUAAAUAUGUAUGCAUCUAGUUCCAAUGUAAAUGGACGUUUCAUGUGUUCCUAAUUGUGCUUUAAAAAUUGUAACAUGGAAUAUCGUGCAUGUAAUACAGAUACUACACAAGAAUUAUAAAUAGCAGAUAACAGUACAGCAAUAAAAAUAUAAAAUAAAAGGUUUAAAUAUUUAUAAACAA
Zootermopsis nevadensis is the source of this 2769-nucleotide messenger RNA. RefSeq names its product clotting factor G beta subunit. Gene Ontology annotation, biological process: proteolysis. Gene Ontology annotation, molecular function: serine-type endopeptidase activity. Lineage: Eukaryota; Metazoa; Arthropoda; Insecta; Blattodea; Termopsidae. The record is from RefSeq and is a predicted model, not a curated record.